Messenger RNA from Nematocida minor, 1266 nucleotides. RefSeq lists its product as uncharacterized. Gene Ontology annotation, cellular component: nucleolar ribonuclease P complex; ribonuclease MRP complex. Gene Ontology annotation, biological process: tRNA 5'-leader removal. NCBI's taxonomy places the organism in Eukaryota, Fungi, Microsporidia. Bases 1 to 1266 code for a protein of 421 amino acids. The transcript has a single exon. The record is from RefSeq and is a predicted model, not a curated record.
AUGGAUGCUGAAAUAUACUCAAUAGACUACGCAAACAAUCGCGCAAGCGAAAUAAAAGAGAUUGAAAGAAGCAUAAAAGAAACAAGGAAGAACAAAAUGCUGUUUCAAACGCUUCCCUUCCACAAAAGAAGAAGAACAGCCUCUUUUGACGAGCGGCGGCUCCCUAAAGAGCUGCGGCGAGGAGAGCGCACAAAAAGAAGAAGAGUCAGGCAGACAGUGAAAGACCAGAAAAAUCUGCUAAAGGCCCACACAUGGUACGCCAAAAGGUUCACAAUGUACAAAAGAAAGGAGAUGCAUCUCCCCUUUAAAAGACACUCAAAGAGCGACAGUUUUAUUGCCAAAGCACUGAACACAAGAGGCGUGCUGUGCGACAUUUCAUACAAUAGAGUCUACUUGAGCGAAAAAAAGCAUCCAACAGGCGCUGUGUUUGACCAAACAUACAACCGAGCUAUUUUCUGGAGCCCUUUGAUAGAGCCCAAAAGCCAUGAGAAAGUGCAGAAUAACGAUCUGGCAAGGAGAAGCAUUGUCAUCACAGAGACAUUAGAGUGCUUAACUACUGAGCCACUAGAGACAUUUAGAGAAAUAGAGAAUUUGUCAAUAUUUGAAAUAUUUGGCGCACAGUCUCUCUUUUCAAAAACCGAAUGUGUAAACUGCCAGACGGUUGAAGAUCUUUUGAGCUCCACCGAGCUGGCAUACAUUUGUCUUCGACUGCAGGACAGAGCAUACAUACUUGUCUCAAGAAAACACUGCAUGGCUCUGCUGCAGAAAGCGGUAGUAUCAGGGAUUGUGCCUUGCAGCAUACUUGAGCUGCGCAGAAUUGCAACUGAGACAGAAAGAGUUGUGUAUCCCUACGACAUACCGUGCCAUCCCCAAGGAAAGGCCUUUCUAGAGCACAUUCGCACGCUGCAGGAAGAAGAACAGAGUAAAAAGCCAAAGGGAAAAAAGGAAGUAGUGUUUCUACCAAUCUAUGAAAACACGUUGGAAAAACAGACAAUGGCGCUCUUCCAGGCAAACAAAGGAAGCUUUCCAAGCAGAUCACCGGUGGUGCAGAGCGAAAAAACUGAUGAUUUUGCCAUGAGUGGAGCAGAGGAAGUGAUCGGAGAGGUGGGAAGGUCUUCUUUUUCAUUCGCAAAGGGGAAAACAGCAGGCUUGAUUUAUAUUGAUGAAAAUGUAAAGAUAACAAAAAAUCUUUUUAUCAGGAAUCUAAAAAACAAGACCUUCAGAAAAAUAGAGUACCAAAUAGUGGAUUCUACCAUGAUGCUGUAG